UGUGUGUGUGUCAGGAUGAGCGUUCCCAUGUUGAAGAUCGGUGCCGUGCUCAGCACCAUGGCCAUGGUCACUAACUGGAUGUCCCAGACUCUGCCUUCACUGGUCGGACUCAACGGAACCGUCGUCUCUCCGGACGGCACACACGAGCGGAUCGUCAGUGGUUUGUACCCGGGUUCAGACGACGGCUGGCAGGUCUACAGCACCGCCUCGGACCCUGACGGCAGGUGUGUCUGUACGGUGGUCGCCCCCGCCAGAAACCUCUGCAAACGAGACCCUCGGAGUCGGCAGCUGCGUGUGCUGACUGAACAGGUUCAGAAUGUGAGUCAGUCCAUGGAGGUGGUGGACCUGAGGACGUCCAGAGACCUCCAGUACGUCAGAGACUCUGAGCCGCUGCUGAGAGGAGUGGACGGACGUUUACACACUUAUGUGGCCAGUCCUCGCUCCCUGACCACCAGGGGUCUGCAGGAGUUAAAGGGCCAGAUGUCUCACUUACGCCCCCUUCUGUCCGUGGUGGAGCAGUACAGAUUGGACCUGCAGACGCUGGCUGCUCUGAGACUGGAGCUCCUCAACCUGUCAAUCAUCCUGACAGCCAUUCAGGAGGAGGUUGGAGCCUACGACUACGAGGAGCUGCAGCAGAGGGUUCUGCUGCUGGAAACCAGGCUGCACAGCUGCAUGAACAAGCUGGGUUGUGGUCGUCUGACUGCAGUGAGUGGCCCAAUCACCGUGAGAGCCUCGGGGUCCAGGUUUGGCUCCUGGAUGACUGAUGCCAUGAUCCCCAGCUCCGACAGCAGGGUGUGGUCCAUGGACGGCUACUACAAGGGCAGGCGGGUGUUGGAGUACAGGACCAUGGGAGAUUUUACCAAGGGCCAGAACUUUGUGCAGCACCUGUUACCACAUCCCUGGGCCGGAACGGGUCACGUGGUCUACAACGGUUCCCUCUACUACAACAAGCACCAGAGCAACAUCCUGGUUCAGUACCAUUUCCGUUCCCGCAGUGUGCUGCUCCAGCGCAGCCUCAGUGGAGCAGGGUACAACAACACCUUCCCCUACAGCUGGGGGGGGUCGUCUGACAUCGACCUAAUGGCUGAUGAGACGGGACUCUGGGCCGUCUACACCACCAUUCCAAAUGCUGGGAACAUUAUGGUCAGCCGUCUUGACCCUCGGACACUGGACGUGCUGCAGAGCUGGGACACUGGUUUUCCGAAGCGCAGCGCAGGAGAGGCGUUCAUGAUCUGCGGCACUCUCUACGUCACCAACUCCCACCUGGCCGGGGCCAAGGUCCAUUUUGCGUACCACACCAACACGUCCACGUACGAGUACACCGACAUCCCCUUCCACAACCAGUACUCCCACAUCAGCAUGAUGGACUACAACCCCAGAGAGAGGGCGCUGUACACAUGGAACAACGGGCACCAGGUGUUGUACAACGUCACACUGUUUCACGUCAUCCGGAGCGACGGGUAGUUCAGCGUCACAAAAUAUUCUAUAAAAGGAAAGAAUUGUUUGUAGACAAGUCCCGCAUCCCAUAAACAUCUGCACACAACGGUGGUGAAUGUCAGAGGUCAAAUCAGCAGCAGCAGCAGCAGCAGCAGGGUGGAGCUGAUCGUCUCCUCUGAUCCAUAUCAUGUUACAUUUCAUCCCACGUUUGUCUCAACAUCUGAUUAUAGACGUUGAGGUCAAAUUGUCCAAGAAAAAUAAAAAGAACGUGGGCUCGUGACCUGAAUUUGACCUGGUAUCAAAGAGGACGCGACCCUGGAGAAGACCUUCUGGGUUUGUCAUGUGAUUGUGGAAAUGUUCAGUAAGCAUGGUUGUUUAUUCAAUAAAACUGUCCAAACCUAA
This is a messenger RNA of Cynoglossus semilaevis (tongue sole), 1839 nucleotides long. Its product is annotated as noelin-2. The coding region runs from base 16 to 1464 and encodes 482 amino acids. Gene Ontology annotation, biological process: signal transduction. The record is from RefSeq and is a predicted model, not a curated record. The transcript is spliced from 8 exons. Lineage: Eukaryota; Metazoa; Chordata; Actinopteri; Pleuronectiformes; Cynoglossidae.